CUUUCCUUCUACAACAUGACUCCCAGGGAGUCCCUUCAGUAUGCAGGCAUUCUCUCUUUGCUGCUGCAUUUCGGGUGGACAUGGAUUGGGACAGUCAUUAUGGAUAAUGACAAUGGGGAGCGAUUCCUCCAAAUGGUGGUGCCACUGUUUUCUGAGAGUGGCAUCUGCUUUGCCUUCAUUGAAAAAAUCCCUGAACUUACUGUUGGCUCUGAUAUUAAAGACCUUUUUGUGAAGGGGGCAAAAGUACGUGACAAUAUUGAGGACAGUACAGCCAAUGUAUUGGUGGCCAAUGGAGAAUCUUAUUCCAUGGCACUUUUCAGAUACUUACCGUAUCUAUCAGAACGAGAACAUGUGACGGACACACCAAUUGGUAAAGUAGUGAUUGCAACAGCUCAAGUGGAGCUCACAUCGUUCGUCUAUCAAAGGGAUUGGAACAUGGAUUUUUUCCAUGGUGCGCUUACUUUCACUAUUCAAUCCAAUGAUAUCCCAGGUUUUCGAGAAUUCCUUAAUGCACAAAACCCUUUUAGUCCAAAAGGAGAUGGAUUUAUUAGGUCAUUCUGGCAAAAUGCUUUCAGCUGUGUAUUCCCAGAUCAAUCUCUGGGCAGUUUAGAUCAGAAUAUCUGCACUGGGGAUGAGAAGCUGGAAAGACUUCCUGUGACUUAUUUUGAAAUGCGCUUGACUGGCCACAGCUACAAUGUCUACAAUGCUGCCCAUGCAGUGGCCCAUGCCUUGCAUACCAUGUCAUCAUCUGGUCCAAAGGACAGAGGAAUGGUGACCAGAGGAAGACUGACAUUUCAGAGCCAAGUGCAAUGGCAGCUCCAUCAUUUUCUGAAGGCCGUUUCAUUUAACAACAGUGCUGGGGACAAGGUUUCUUUCAACCAGAAUGGAGAGUUAGUAACUGGAUUUGAUGUGAUCAAUUGGAUUGUGUCCUCAAACCAGUCCUUUCAAAGAGUGAAAGUUGGGAGGAUGGAGGCCCAGGCUGCUCCUGGCCAAGCUUUCACCAUCAGUCCGGAUGCCAUAACGUGGAACAGCUGGUUUAAUCAGACACAGCCUCUAUCCACGUGCAGUGAGAGCUGCAAUCCUGGUUCAAUGAAGAAGAUAAAGGAAGGGGAGCCCUUUUGCUGCUAUGAUUGCAUCCCAUGCCCGAAAGGGAAGAUUUCAGGCAAGAAUGAUAUGCAUUACUGUUAUUCAUGUGAAGAUGGAAAAUACCCAAGCAAGCACCAGGAUUUCUGUAUUCCCAAGUCUGUUAACUUCUUUUCUUAUGAAGAACCUUUGGGUGUCAUUAUAACCUCUUUCGUUAUUAUUUUCUGCUUGAUCACGGCUCUGGUGCUGGGAAUAGUUUGGAAGCAUCACGAGACGCCCAUUGUCAAAGCCAACAACCGUCACCUCACCUAUUCUCUCCUCGUCUCCCUCCUGCUCUGCUUCCUCUGCGCUCUGCUCUUCAUUGGCCAACCUCAACAGGUGACGUGCCUCCUGAGACAAACUGCUUUUGGCCUCAUCUUCUCAGUGGCUGUUUCUUGUGUGCUCACGAAGACAGUCAUGGUGGUUUUGGCCUUCAGAGCCACCAAACCAGGAUGCACAAUGAGGAAGUGGAUGGGAAAGAGACUGGUGAACAUCCUCCUGCUUUCCUGCUGCCUUCUUCAGGCAGCCAUCUGUCUUGCCUGGUUAGCAACUUCUCCUCCUUUUCCAGAUAUUGACAUGCAUUCAGUAGCUGAAGAAAUUGUGCUGGAAUGUAAUGAGGGAUCCAUAACAAUGUUUUAUUGUGUCCUGGGCUAUCUGGGCUUCCUGGCAAUGGUCAGCUUCAUGGUGGCUUUUCUUGCCCGGAAGCUGCCAGACAGUUUCAAUGAGGCCAAGUUCAUCACUUUCAGUGUGUUGGUCUUUUGCAGUGUGUGGUUAUCCUUUGUGCCUUCCUACCUGAGCACCAAAGGGAAAUACUUGGUGACUGUAGAGAUCUUUUCUAUCUUAGCCUCCAGUUCUGGCCUACUGGGUUGCAUCUUUUUCCCCAAAUGCUACAUCAUUUUGCUGAGACCUGAGUUGAACACGAAGGAACAUCUAGUAAGGAAAACAGCUUGA
This is a messenger RNA of Varanus komodoensis (Komodo dragon), 2073 nucleotides long. RefSeq names its product vomeronasal type-2 receptor 26-like. The transcript is spliced from 4 exons. Gene Ontology annotation, biological process: G protein-coupled receptor signaling pathway. The record is from RefSeq and is a predicted model, not a curated record. The coding region runs from base 16 to 2073 and encodes 685 amino acids. Gene Ontology annotation, molecular function: G protein-coupled receptor activity. Lineage: Eukaryota; Metazoa; Chordata; Lepidosauria; Squamata; Varanidae. Gene Ontology annotation, cellular component: membrane.